AUGGCUCGGAUCCUUAGACUCAGUAUCAGUGAUCUACAGUUAUUACAUCGAUACACAUCGAGUCUUUCACUAGUUGAGCUACUUAAAUUCAUAUCCAAACAUCAUCAUGUACAAGCUUUUGUUAUUGAUUGUUGCCGCUUUGGCUUUGAUCGCUGUUGCUUCUUCUCAAAUCAUAACCUACCCACUGAACUACGCACCGGUUUACACCUACCCAACGUACCAUUACACUUACCCAGUGUCUUACAAUCCAUACAUUACUUUACUUCGUCGAUGAAUACAUUUUCUACCAACUCUGAACCUAUCUGAAGUUAUUAUGCAGUUCAACGCAAAUCUUAUGAAAACGAUGACAACUAGAAAUGUAUUUAUUUUAGUAAAU
Messenger RNA from Melanaphis sacchari, 376 nucleotides. RefSeq lists its product as uncharacterized. The record is from RefSeq and is a predicted model, not a curated record. The coding region runs from base 1 to 306 and encodes 101 amino acids. NCBI's taxonomy places the organism in Eukaryota, Metazoa, Arthropoda, Insecta, Hemiptera, Aphididae. The transcript is spliced from 4 exons.